This is a messenger RNA of Nylanderia fulva, 2724 nucleotides long. RefSeq names its product dietary and metabolic glutamate transporter-like. Gene Ontology annotation, biological process: monoatomic anion transport; transmembrane transport. The record is from RefSeq and is a predicted model, not a curated record. Gene Ontology annotation, cellular component: membrane. Gene Ontology annotation, molecular function: transmembrane transporter activity. NCBI's taxonomy places the organism in Eukaryota, Metazoa, Arthropoda, Insecta, Hymenoptera, Formicidae.
ACUGUUGUCGUGAUCGGCGGGAGGUCGUCCCAGGAUGCGCUCCGGGACGUUUCUCAUCCCUGUCUGGACACGGGCUCACUGGGGAGAUCCCAUUAUCCUCAGCCCGUAAACAUUAAGCGCGGCGUCUCUCGCCGACUGAUAUCUCUUAAGAAUGUACCGUAUACCGUGUCGCAACAAGAGGAAGGGACUUGAGAGCCCCGGUGCCCCGGCUACUCAUCGUGAUAGCAAGCGAAACAUUCACGUUGGAUAUCACGCGAGUAAGACCUUGCCGUCGAAACUGGUAGCGGAGAGACGAAACAUCGUCGACGUUUGUGUAAUCAAAAUAGAGGCACACUCGGCUUUAAUUAUCGCGCAAGUAACGGCGUGUGAAUAUACAGACAUACCAUUAUCGUCGAAACCGGUUUGUUAGAGAAGUGGUGUCUGUGUGUUGUUGUCUCGUCGGAAUUCCAUUCCAUUUUCAACGGACGAAAAAAAUCGUCGAGCGACCUCGCAGGAUCACCUUGAAAAUAAACUAGUUAUAGUUAUAUGUGUCGUAAAGCAUCGAACUAUUGACUUUGCGAAUGGGUGGCAGUCUUCGCUCUCGCUGCAGCUUGUAAUCUCGCAUCGAUAGUAGUAUAACUCGUCGGGUCGGCUUAUACAAGUCUAAAAAAUAUUCGUGGAGGAGGAAUCUGAGUGUAGAUUUCACAUGGGUGCCGUCUCUUCGUCAGUGAUAUACUUCGAUAGUCGCCAUCGAGCUGUUGAAUGUGCGAGCGUAGUCGCGUGAAAUUCUGAGCUGGUGAACGUGUCGAUAUACGAAAACAAACGACACGAAUACAGCGACACUGGCGUAGCGAUUUGAAAUGUGAUGGUCAUCAAUGUCAUCGACUCAUUAACCGAGGUCACAUUCAAUAUUCAGAACGAUGGAGAUUCGCGUACGAUAUUUGUUCGCUAUAAUGCUAUGCAUUGCGAACAUGAUUAUUUACGGUUUAAAAGUGAAUAUCGCGACGGCUAUUAUCGGCAUGGUGAAGAAAAAACCUGGCGUACCAGAUUGGUCGGAUGAAUGUCCAGAAUUUGAAGCUCCCGGAGAAGUCACCGAUAUUGACGGUCCAUUUGACUGGACGUCAAGUGAGCAAGGUCUGGUCAUUAGCAUAUAUUUUGCUGGAUAUCUUAUCGGUAUGUUUCCGUCGGGAUAUUUGGCUGAUCGAUUCGACACCAAGAUCGUCUUGCUAUUGUGCGUGUUCGCGAACGGGGUCUUAACGAUAUUGGUACCGGUUAUUGCGAGCUCACUGUACGUACUGUACGCUGUGAGAUUUUUAACCGGUCUUGUGAGCGCGGCGAAUCUCCCUAUAGUGAAUGUUCUUCUGGGAACAUGGGUUGUGUACGAGGAGAAAAGCACGUGGGUCGGUAUCAUAUACGCCGGCACGUCGCUCGGCACCGUGAUAUCUAUUCUUACCUCAGGAAUGAUAUUAAAUUACGUGGGCUGGGAAGCUAUUUUUUAUAUCCACGGAUCGUUGCCCUUGAUUUGGUGCGUUGUCUUUUAUAUAUUUUUCGCCGGUUGCCCGGAAGAGCAAAAGUACAUCACAGAGCAGGAGAGAUCAUUAAUUGUGAGCUCGUACGGUCAUCGAACGCCUAAUUCCGCGAAGAUGAAAAUCCCGUGGAAGAGUAUAUUCACGUCGGUGCCAUUUUUAGCAUUAAUCGCCACCAAUACUCUGGGGAAUUUCUGCUGGUAUUUCUUACUCACCCAGUUACCGCUUUACAUGAGCAAGAUUUUACGAUACAAAAUCUCAUCGAAUGCCGCUAUUGUCUGUACACCAUAUCUCAUAAAUGCUUUCACUAAUCCACUAAUUGGAAGAGUUUUAGAUUGGGGACGAAAAAAGGGAUAUUGGUCACAGACGGUUGCUCGUAAAAUUGCUGUAUUCAUAAGCGCCAUACCACCUAGCAUUUUUCUAGUUAUAAUUGCGUACAUUGGCUGCGAUCGCGUAUCAUCAACUGUGUUGCUAACUUUGAGCAUAGUAGUCUGUGGUGCUAUAUUCGUCGGUCACCUCUGUAAUCAGAACGACCUGGCCCCGAAUUAUGCAGGAAUUCUCAUGGGCAUUACAAAUACCCCAGGCACCAUCUCUGCCUUUAUCCUACCACCGAUAGUCGGGGCUCUCGUAGCGGAAGGACAUACCAUGGCGCGUUGGAGAGUUGCGUUUUGGAUUACCAUUGUUUCCCAGAUUAUGGCUUUUGUAAUAUUUGCGAUUUUUGGAUCCGCCAAAAUCCAAUCGUGGAAUUAUCCAGUGCCAGAUGUUGAAAAUUGGGACGUCGACGAAGGACAACAGCAACAACAACAAGAACAGCAACAAGAAACAAAGACUUAAAUUGAGACUAUUUUCACAUGUGUAGUAUCUCCUUGUUAAAUAAUCCAAAAACAAUUUUCACAAGAAAAUUUAUCUUGUUUGUUGCACAAACAAAAAAAUUUUGCAAUUUAAACAUAUUAUGCAAGUAUGUUGUGAACUAAUUUGUUAUAAAAAUUACCUAUGUUAAGAAUUUUUCGAUUUUGAUAUAUGUUGACUUAUACAUUUACAUAUAUAAAUUUUUUGAUAUCUCAAUGUAACAUUGCCAAUCAUUUUUGAUAAUUUUAUUGAGAUUAAUUAACAGAUCUAUAUGUAAUUAUUAAUGUUUAAAUGUUAUAAAUAUCUUUAAUUAUCUACAUAUUGAUAAUAUCUUGUACACUAUUUUUUUCAUCAAAUUAUCUAGCUUUAU